AUGUGCGGGAGUGGUGUUCAGCCCAACGUGGUCGUGUACAGCUGCUUGCUUCGUGGGUACUGCAGGUCCGGCAGGUGGCGGGAUGUAGGCAAGGUGUUUGAAGAAAUGUCCCGCCAGGGGAUCGAACCGGAUGUGAUCAUGUUCACUGGUUUAAUCGAUGACUUGUGUAAAGAGGGAAGGAUGGGUAAGGCUGCAAAGGUGAAGGACAUGAUGGUGCAGCGGGGGCUGGAGCCAAAUGUAGUAACAUACAAUGUGCUCAUCAAUUCCCUGUGCAAGGAAGGAUCGGUAAGGGAGGCGCUUGCAUUGAGGAAGGAGAUGGAUGACAAGGGUGUGGCACCGGAUGUUGUGACAUACAAUACCCUGAUCGCAGGGCUUUCUGGUGUGCUUGAGAUGGAUGAGGCAAUGGGUUUGCUUGAGGAGAUGAUUCAGGGAGAUACUGUAGUUGAGCCUGAUGUGGUGACUUUCAACUCAAUUAUACAUGGACUAUGUAAGAUCGGUCGGAUGAGACAAGCAGUCAAAGUUCGUGAGAUGAUGGCCGAGAGGGGGUGUAUGUGUAACUUGGUGACUUUCAAUUAUCUGAUUGGUGGAUUCCUUAGGGUUCACAAGGUUAAGAUGGCUAUGAACUUAAUGGAUGAGCUGGCUAGUUCUGGAUUGGAACCUGAUUCAUUCACCUAUAGCAUAUUGAUAAAUGGCUUCAGCAAGAUGUGGGAAGUUGACCGUGCGGAAAUGUUCUUGCGUACAAUGAGGCAACAUGGGAUAAAAGCCGAGCUAUUUCACUAUAUUCCUUUGCUUGCAGCUAUGUGUCAACAGGGAAUGAUGGAGCAAGCUAUGGUUCUGUUCAAUGAAAUGGAUAAGAACUGCGGGCUCGAUGCUGUCGCAUAUAGCACAAUGAUCCAUGGCGCUUGCAAAUCAGGGGAUACGAAAAUGGUUAAACAGUUGAUUAAGGAUAUGCUUGUUGAGGGUCUGGCUCCGGAUGCCGUGACAUAUUCAAUGCUAAUCAACAUGUAUGCAAAAUUAGGAGACCUAGAAGAAGCUGAGAGGGUGCUUAAACAGAUGACUGCAAGUGGCUUUGUGCCUGUUGUUGCUGUAUUUGAUUCACUGAUCAAAGGCUAUAGUGCUGAAGGCCAGAUAAACAAGGUUCUGAAAUUGAUACAUGAAAUGAGAGCCAAGAAUGUAGCUCUUGAUCCAAAAAUUAUCUCGACCAUUAUCCGCCUUCCUGAACAGACGCCGCUGCUCUGGUCUGCCACCACCGCCUCGGUCCCUCACAGCCAUGGGCCAUCAAUAUUGCAAUCAGCUCCACCAUCCCUCACUCCCGUCCACCACUAUCAUGUAGCCUUGACCAGUCGUGCCCUGUGA
Molecule: messenger RNA, 1356 nt
Organism: Miscanthus lutarioriparius
Lineage: Eukaryota; Viridiplantae; Streptophyta; Magnoliopsida; Poales; Poaceae
Source: the annotation of a GenBank genome assembly